UUGUUCUGAUUUGUUCUUCUAACAAGUAGAUAUAAAAGUGUGGAAAACUACUUUGCGGACACAGUCGGACUAUCGUAAAUAUAAAAUUAACGUACCUUCAUGUAAUAAACUCGGGCUUUGAAAAUUCCACUCCCUCCUGGUGGUAAGCAGCAGACAGCAGAGAGAGGGAACAGUGGUUCGGUUUUCAAAACAUUGUUAAGUAAUAUAUCUUCAUGCUAGCGAACUGUACUUGUUAACGUCAAUCAAGAACGAUGUGUUGAGAGAGCACGAUCUACCACUGUAUCUGAUCGAGAUUAAUGAAGCAGCGGCAUUUGUUACGACCACGUUUCAUCGAUCCAUCGUCAGCUACGAUCCAGAGAGCCGGAUAACAUGGUUGUACCGAAGGACUUUCAUCUCCCGUCGGACGAAGAAUUGACCACGCAAGAAUUGAACAUCGGCUGGCCUUACAUUCAAGCCGCUGCUGUGUUCCUCGGAAAACGAUGCGAAUGGUUCAACAAUGAGUUCAUGUUAUGCAGGUACGAGUUAAGGGAUCCGCGCAAGUGUCUGAAGGAAGGGAAGGAUGUGACGAAGUGCGCGCUCGAAGGGUUACAGGACAUCAAGAAACACUGCCGAAAAGAGUUCGAAGCUCACGUAGAUUGCGUUAUAAAUCACGACCCUGUGGUGCUAGAUCAUGCUAAGUGUGCGAAGACCAAGCAAAUGUUCGACGAGUGCAUGGCAAAGAAUUUGAACCUGGAGAGACCACCGUUCGGCUAUUUCUGCGAAGCCAAAGUGCACAACACGUCGAGGCCGAAACCACAGAAAGAGAAACGCGAAUAUCCGGACGCUACGCCGGAACCUGUAGCUCCUCCGUAUCCGCCGUCCAAACACGAUGGACGCAAAGGUUUUGCAAUGUAAUUGUUAGCGUCGCUACAAAUUUUUGUAGUAAGGAUAUACCAGAAUUUUAUUUGAGACCGAAUGUUGUCGAGCAGUCUGUUUGUAUUUGUUCUGAGUUCGGGAAUAAAUGCAAGUAAGUGCAUGAAGAGUC
Messenger RNA from Ceratina calcarata, 1024 nucleotides. It is a transcript of the gene ND-19, whose product is annotated as NADH dehydrogenase [ubiquinone] 1 alpha subcomplex subunit 8. Gene Ontology annotation, biological process: mitochondrial electron transport, NADH to ubiquinone. Bases 370 to 894 code for a protein of 174 amino acids. NCBI's taxonomy places the organism in Eukaryota, Metazoa, Arthropoda, Insecta, Hymenoptera, Apidae. The transcript is spliced from 3 exons. Gene Ontology annotation, cellular component: respiratory chain complex I. The record is from RefSeq and is a predicted model, not a curated record.